UCACGAACAUGCGAAGAUAUUGAGGAAUAGUUAGCGACCAAGUCCACUAAAGAGGAAACCACGACGCGUGUCACGGACGAGAUACAACAAUUAUUAAGCACGGCUUCAACAAAAGAAAUAACUUUGACAGAGAAGUUUCGGUCUAUGGGGGGGUCACAGGUUCGAGAGUUUUGUCCGCACGCAACGAGAGAAGAAUGCUUGAAACACAACAAGUUGUAUAUUGAUUGUCAGAAACUACAUUUCAGGAAAAUACUUAAAUCUCACACAGAUGAAACGUUGGGCGAUUGUUCGUUCCUUAACACUUGCUUUCACAUGGAUACGUGCAAGUACGUCCACUAUGAGAUAGAUUACCGCGGAACCGACCUCGACCCAAGGCGAAAGUUAAAGAAAGAAGUUUCACUUCCAAAGUUUAAUGAGGAUUAUCUUUCGCGGAAAAUGUUGCCACCCCAGUGGAUUAAUUGUGAUAUAAGAUACCUUGAUGUUUCUGUGUUGGGAAAGUUUUCCGUCAUAAUGGCCGACCCCCCAUGGGAUAUACACAUGGAGUUACCCUACGGAACCAUGCAGGAUACGGAGAUGAGAGCUUUAAGGAUCCAAGAUUUAUCAGAUGAUGGGUUAAUGUUUUUGUGGGUUACCGGGAGGGCCAUGGAGUUGGGACGAGAAUUGUUUGAUUGUUGGGGGUACAAAAGAUGCGACGAGUUGAUUUGGGUCAAGACGAACCAACUUCAACGUUUGAUACGAACGGGGAGAACGGGACACUGGAUCAAUCAUGGGAAGGAACAUUGUUUGGUGGGAAUUAAAGGAAACCCGAUCGGGAUAAAUCGAAGAUUAGAUUGUGAUGUAUUGGUAGCAGAGGUUCGCGACACAAGCCACAAACCAGAUGAAAUUUAUGGAUUGAUUGAGAGACUAUCCCCAGGAACAAGAAAGUUGGAGCUAUUCGGAAGAGUUCAUAAUUUGCAACCUAAUUGGGUAACCCUUGGCAACCAGCUCGACGGAGUGCAUCUAGCCGAGUAUGAUGUCAUAGACAAAUUUAAGAAGAAAUAUCCUGAUGGGAAAGUUACAAAAUGUGAAUAAUAUUGCGCGUGUUUAUUAAAAGCAGUUAUUAAAGCAGCGAUAAAUUAAAUAUAUGAUGUCUAUG
Molecule: messenger RNA, 1135 nt
Organism: Ciona intestinalis (vase tunicate)
Lineage: Eukaryota; Metazoa; Chordata; Ascidiacea; Phlebobranchia; Cionidae
Source: RefSeq, a predicted model, not a curated record